Oncorhynchus keta (chum salmon) is the source of this 2443-nucleotide messenger RNA. RefSeq names its product actin related protein 8 (gene actr8). The record is from RefSeq and is a predicted model, not a curated record. Gene Ontology annotation, biological process: double-strand break repair; regulation of DNA-templated transcription. The transcript is spliced from 13 exons. The coding region runs from base 204 to 2108 and encodes 634 amino acids. Gene Ontology annotation, cellular component: Ino80 complex. Lineage: Eukaryota; Metazoa; Chordata; Actinopteri; Salmoniformes; Salmonidae.
UUACACUACAUUGCUUCUUUCUUUGGUGUGCUAAGUGUAGAUAUUGGACGAUCUUUUUCCUGCUACGUUUUAUGGUCGGCCACCCAAUUACAAUCAUGGGAAUAGUCAUGGUUGUCCAGCAAACUGAUGUUAUGUUAGUAGCUACUAAUGUAGAAACUGUGAUACAGAUUUGGUUUUAGCUUUAUUGCCCACGACACUCCACAAUGACACAAGCGGAGAGAGAGCAAGAAAACGGCAAAGAGAAAGAAAAGGAAAAGGAGCGAGAGAAGGAGAAAGAGAAAGAAAAGGAACAGCGUGGUAUCAAAAGACCAAUCGCACCACCGGUUAUCCCAGAGCCUCUUCAAGAACAAAUUCAGAGUAACUUUAUCGUUGUGUUACACCCUGGAUCGAAAACGUUGAGAAUUGGUAGAGCAACCGACACGCUUCCUGCGACUGUCCCGCACGUCAUAGCCCGCAGACAUAAACAAACGUGCCAGCCCCGAUAUGAGGAUGGAUGGCUGGUGAGAGAAGGCCUGAAUAAACCAGAGAGUAAUGAACAGAGGCAGAAUGGUCUCAAAAUGGUUGACCAGGCGAUCUGGUCAAAGAAGAUGUCCAAUGGCGUACGGAGGACGCCAGUGUCUGCUGAACAGGCCAGGUCUUAUAACAGACUGAUUCGACCAGCAGGUCUGGACACUAGCUCCAGGAUGAAGUGGACCACCACAGCACACCAUCCAGAGCACCUGGUGGGAGAGGAGGCAUUGUAUGUAAACCCCACUGACUGUUACAACGUGCACUGGCCCAUCAGCAGGGGGCAGCUCAACGUGCACGGCGGUGCAGGGGGUUCUCUGACUGCUGUCCUGGCCGAUCUGGAGGCCAUCUGGAGCCACGUCAUCCAGAAACAACUGGAAAUCCCCCUAAAAGACCUCAAGUAUUACAGAUGUAUCCUUUUAGUCCCUGACAUCUAUAACAGGCAUCACAUCAAGGAACUGGUCAACAUGCUGCUGCUCAACAUGGGCUUUUCAGCGAUCGUAGUCCACCAGGAGUCUGUGUGUGCUACCUUCGGCAGUGGCCUGAGCAGUGCCUGUGUGGUGGACGUGGGCGACCAGAAGACCAGUCUGUGUUGUGUGGAGGACGGGGUGUCUCACCGCAACUCCAGGCUGUGUCUGGCAUACGGGGGCGCUGAUGUCACCCGCUGUUUCUUCUGGCUCCUGCAGAGGGCAGGCUUCCCCUACAGGGAGUGUCAGCUCUCCAACAGGGUGGACUGCAUCCUGCUGCAGCAACUCAAAGAGACCUUCUGCCACCUUGACCAGGACAUCUCUGGGCUUCAAGACCACGAGUUCCGCACCCGUUUCCCAGAGUCCCCUGCACUGCUUUACCAGGUUCGACUUGGGGAUGAGAAACUGCAGGCUCCUAUGGCCCUGUUCUACCCCACCACGUUUGGAAUAGUGGGCCAGAAGAUGACCUCCUUGCAGCACAGAUCUCAGGGUGACCCAGAGGACCCACAUGAUGAACACUACCUACUGGGAACCCAGAGCAAGCAGGACCAGUCCUCUAAAGCCUCAGCGGAGCGUAAAUCCCUUCCCAAGCCGCCUGGGUUCGAGGGGGAGUUGAGCAGCCAGGGUGGGGACCCCUCAGAACGUGGAGGUGGUGCCCAUGGCCAGGAUGUGGAGCUGGGACACUCCCAGAACGACUGCCUGAUGGGAGGAGCAGAGAUGGAGGAGCCUCCCUCAGCACUCCUCUCCAGGAAGACUGCCAUGACCCAGUUUGAGGGCAAAGCGCUAGGCUUGGACAAAGCCAUCCUACACAGCAUCGAUUGCUGUGCAUCUGACGAGACCAAGAGGAAGAUGUACAGCUCCAUCCUGGUGGUGGGGGGAGGCCUACUGUUUCACAGGGCUCAGGAGUUCCUGCAGCACCGCAUCCUCAACAAGAUGCCCCCCUCCUUCCGCAGGGUGGUGGAGAGCGUGGAGGUCAUCACACGACCCAAGGACAUGGACCCUCGCCUGAUCUCGUGGAAGGGGGGAGCGGUGCUGGCCUGCCUGGACACCACCCAGGAGAUGUGGAUCCACCAGAGGGAGUGGCAGCGCUUUGGUGUGCGCAUGCUGAGGGAGAGGGCUGCGUUUGUCUGGUGAACCACCCCAGACUACAUCCCACUGAAACAAGGGAGCACAGAGGGAGAAGCCCAUUAAUUUAGACAGUAAAACAUUGGCACAGGUACUACUCAUAGAGAAAGACAGUCGGACACACAAUAUAAGGCAAAUACUUAACCUGGGCACUGUCCCUCGUAGGUUUCAAACAUCUCUCUCUUACUACCUUAUAUUGUGUAGUGUAACGUGUACUGCAUGUCUUUCUGACAGUUUAACUGGUGCCUGUGUGGUAGAUUGUUUAAAUAGCUGUUUUGUUCACAGUUUCUUUCUUCUGGCAUUGUGGAUGUUAAAUUUGAUUAAAAACGUACUUAUUUCUUGAA